Molecule: messenger RNA, 2640 nt
Organism: Acanthisitta chloris (rifleman)
Lineage: Eukaryota; Metazoa; Chordata; Aves; Passeriformes; Acanthisittidae
Product: kinesin-like protein KIF1A
Exons: 19
Source: RefSeq, a predicted model, not a curated record
UCUCCAGAGGACCUGCUGCUGGACAGCCCAGAGAAGCCUGUGCCAGACGGGCCAUUGGAGGCUGCUCUGGACCACCUGAAGCUGGGCAGCAUCUUCACCUUCCGUGUGACAGUCCUACAAGCCUCUAGCAUCUCCGCAGAAUACGCAGACAUCUUCUGCCAGUUCAACUUCAUCCAUCGUCACGAUGAGGCCUUUUCGACAGAGCCCUUGAAGAACACGGGGCGAGGCCCACCGCUGGGCUUCUAUCACGUCCAGAAUAUUGCCGUGGAGGUGACCAAAUCCUUCAUCGAAUACAUCAAGAGCCAGCCGAUUGUGUUUGAGGUGUUUGGGCACUACCAGCAGCACCCCUUCCCACCCCUCUGCAAGGACGUCCUGAGCCCAUUGAGGCCGUCCCGGCGCCACUUCCCCCGUGUGAUGCCGCUCUCCAAACCAGUGCCUGCGACGAAGCUGAGCACCAUGACUCGGCCCAGUGCUGGCCCCUGCCAGUGCAAGUAUGACUUGAUGGUCUUCUUCGAGAUCUGUGAGCUGGAGGCCAAUGGCGACUACAUCCCUGCUGUUGUGGACCACCGUGGAGGGAUGCCGUGCCAUGGGACCUUCCUCCUGCACCAGGGCAUCCAGAGGAGAAUCACCGUCACCUUGGUGCACGAAACAGGCAGCCUCAUCCGCUGGAAGGAAGUCAGGGAGCUAGUUGUGGGUCGAAUCCGGAACACCCCAGAAGCAGAUGAGUCGCUCAUUGACCCCAACAUCCUGUCCCUCAACAUCCUCUCCUCUGGCUACAUCCACCCGUCUCAGGAUGACCGGACUUUCUACCAGUUUGAGGCAGCGUGGGAUAGCUCUAUGCACAACUCGCUGCUGCUCAACCGUGUCACUCCGUAUCGGGAGAAGAUCUACAUCACUCUGUCAGCCUACAUCGAGAUGGAGAACUGCACUCAGCCUGCUGUCAUCACCAAAGACUUCUGCAUGGUUUUCUAUUCUCGGGACGCCAAGCUUCCUGCCUCCCGCUCCAUCCGCAACCUCUUCGGCAGCGGCAGCCUGCGAGCUUCGGAGAGCAACCGUGUGACAGGAGUCUACGAGCUCAGCCUGUGCCGUGUGGCUGAUGCUGGCAGCCCAGGCAUGCAGCGGCGGCGCCGGCGUGUGCUGGACACCUCGGUAGCCUAUGUGCGGGGAGAGGAGAACCUGGCGGGCUGGCGGCCCCGCAGCGACAGCCUCAUCCUCGACCACCAGUGGGAGCUGGAGAAACUCAGCCUGCUGCAAGAAGUGGAGAAGACAAGGCACUACCUGCUGCUGCGCGAGAAGCUUGAGACGACGCAGCGCCUGGGCCUGGACACUCUGUCCCCCUGCUCCAGUGAGGACUCCGAGUCCCGAAGCGCUUCCUGUGUCUCCUCCCCACUCUCUGCUGAUGGAGCCCCUGAGGGCCGCACCUCUCCUGCUGAGACCCCCAGUGAAAGGCAGAAGGAGCUGGCCGUGAAGUGCUUGCGUCUGCUCACGCACACCUUCAACAGGGAGUACAGCCACAGCCACGUCUGCAUUAGCGCCAGCGAGAGCAAGCUGUCCGAAAUGUCCGUGACCUUGAUGAGAGACCCCUCCAUGCCAGUUCUUGGAGUAACCACUCUCACCCCCUCCUCAACCUGCCCCUCACUGGUGGAAGGGCGUUGCAAUGCCAUGGAGGUCAGGCCCGCCCAGGUCUCCUCCAGGGCAGAGAGCCCUGACCUGGAACCUCUGGUAGAAGGAGAGCAAAAGAAGUCCCCAGCCCGCCGGCCUGAAGAGGAGAAGGAGCCCCAGCGUUUGCUGGUGCCUGACAUCCAGGAGAUCCGAGUCAGCCCCAUCGUCUCCAAGAAGGGCUACCUGCACUUCCUGGAACCCCACACCAACGGGUGGGUGAAGCGCUUCGUGGUGGUUAGGCGCCCCUACGUCUACAUCUACAACUCGGACAAAGAUGCCGUUGAGAGGGCCAUACUCAACCUCUCCAAGGCCCAGGUGGAAUACAGUGAGGACCAGCAGGCCAUGCUCAAGACCCCGAACACGUUUGCGGUGUGCACGGAGCACCGGGGCAUCCUGCUGCAGGCGAGCAGUGACAAGGACAUGCACGACUGGCUGUAUGCCUUCAACCCUCUCCUGGCUGGAUCCAUAAGAUCCAAGCUGUCCAGAAGGAGAACAGCCCAGAUGAGAAUCUAACCUGAAAAACACCCUUCACCUCAUCCGUCUGCCAACAGGAUCAAAAUAGCUGAUUCUGUCUGAAGACUCCCCAUGUUAACGUCUGAUCUCUCACACCAUCUGCUGCCCCAGCUCUCUGCUCCAUGGAAGGAUCUGUCUCGAUUCACACCUUCACAGGGGAAACUCACUUCUGUUUGUAGCUGCAAAAGUCUGGACCUGCCUGGGCAGGAUUCCUUGCGCACGUGCCAUCUUCUGCCCUUCCCCCCCAUGGGUGACCUUCAUGUCACUCCUUCUAAUGCUCCACAAAGGUCCCCAGCAGAGGGGAGGGAGUGAGGAGGAUGGUUUCAGCUAAAAGCUGGUCUUUGAUCUACAGAGGUGGGAGUGCAGUAAAGCUCGGAGGUGGGAGAGCAGGAGGAAUUGCCCCCAGGCAAAGGGAAAGUGGUAAUUUAGGUGUGGGGAUCUCCUAGUUUACUGAUGUUUCUGCAA